AUUAAGGUUCAACCUUUGGUUAAAGUGCAUGCAUGGGUUAUUUACGCCUCUUGCAGUAAAUUACUCAUUGCACUCCACGAAUGCAUUAUGCAAGCGUUACUUUUUAUUUUCUCGUUUAGUAAUCAACCUUCUACCGCAGAACCAUCAAAAAGUUAGUUUUUAAGGAAUACAUCAUCAUACUAAAUUCAUUUAUUACGUGUUUCUCUUUAGUGCUCCUUUAUUAAUGCACAAAAGAUUACUAACACAACUGCUGGAAAGAAACGGCUUUGCUGGAAAUCGCGCCCUGAUUCAAGGUCGCGUUAAGUGUGUGCGUGCGUGCAUCACGUUUCCCACUAAAUGAACCUGCCUUGCGCAGUGUGCGGCUUCAUUUCUCAAAUCGCAUUGCAUUGAAAUUAUUGCUAAAACAUAAUUAGUGAGGUAGCUAAUCUUUCAGUGGUUGCGUGAUCAGCCCAGUCUCGCCAUUGUUUCCGCAGCUCGUAUUAUAUCUCAAUGUCCCGUGCGUUGGAGAUAUCGAUGUCAGCUUCGUCGCAACCUCCGGGAAAUUUGUUCUUUGAUAAGCAGCUAUGAAAUGGCGCUGAGUAAGGCCGCGCGCUUCCCGUGUUCGUCAAGCCUGAUAGAGACCGUCGCCUGUACUACUAGAGGAGAACGAACCGUCGACGGCGAAGCGCGCCUGCUGGGCGAAAGUAUCUGUCGACGAGCGAUGUCCUCCGUGCCGGUCUCCGACGAGGGCUCGUUCCUCGCAGGCACCGUCGAACUAGUGCCAUCGCUACGCGGUAAAGACAAAGCCAAGUACUUAGACCGGACGUUCACGUUGGAAUCCUGCAGCGGUCAUCGCUACCGCUGGCGCUGCGACCAGCGUCAGUGCAAGUCGAGACUCAUCACCGACUUUUACGGCGGCGAGCACAUGGUGUACAAGUUUCGGGACCACGACGAGGACACGCACCGGCUGGUGGAGAGCAAACGGAAAAGGCGUUUGGAGAUAACCUACAAGCAAAAGCCAGUCAAGAUCGGCGAUUUCCAGUACGUGUCGGAGAAGCGGAUCGGAGGCCUGAUCUUCUGGCGUUGCGUCUACGUGAGCUGCCCGGGACGAUGCCGCACCCACGACGGCCACCUGGUCAGCGGGCCCUCGGAACACCUGUGCCCGGCUCCCGCAAAAAAGGUCCAGCCAUACAUAGACGAUCAGUGCAACAACAUUUCUGGUGGUGUUGCGCAUACCAGCGAUGACUGCACGGUACUCGACUGCCGUGACGACACAGAAGGUAGCAGUCGUGACGUGGUUUCGCAUGAGCAGCAAGAGGAGGGACUCGGUCAGCCCCUGCGGAAAAGGCUGAAGCAGCAGCUAGAGAAGGAUGAUCAGGGGCGGCAGUUGGAACAGAAACAACAACCGGACAACCGAAGCAGCAGUCCAGCGACCAAUAGCGAGCCGGUCGCCCUGUCGAAGAUGGCGUUCAACCUGAAAUCACUCAUCAAAUCGGAACCGCCGUCACCAGUCGCCCCGAAAGAUACGUCCGCAGAUGGCAUCAGUAAUGUGGACGCUCUCACUGCCAAGGCUAUGCAUAGCUCUCGCUCGGAGACGCCUGAGGACAGGAGCAUGGGGGCCAUAUUCAAACCAGCUAUUAUUCGGGGUACGUCACUCAAUAAAGCUUUUACACUAGGCAUUAACUACGUACGCUUUUCCGAAGAUAACGGUGACGUCAUCGAGGAUGAUCGCUCUACUGUAAGCAACGCCAGUAGUGAUGACGAAAUCAGGAACGUCGACGAGGACGACCCGAAAGAGUCACGUGAAUGCCGUGGUUACGUAGGCAGCAAUAACGGCGAUGAAGAACCCACACGUGUGAGCGCCGGCGACGCUGAGAAAGGUGAGCCUCGUGGACGCAUCAGCGUAAAUGAAGGUCACGAUGAGCGCCCACGCAAGAUGGCCGACCGCUUUGUACGCGUGGGAAGCAACAGGACACGUGCCGGCCACCGCGAACGCAUUGCAGACUGGAUGCAGGCAACGGGUGGCUACUGCAGUAGUCGGGAAAAGGAGCUGCGGGAAGAUAUGCUUCUGCAGAUGUGCCGCCGUCUGGAGGCAGAGACGGAACUGUUAAAGGAAAUGCGGCGCACCGAGGUCCUCCGUGAGAAACUGCUCGCUCGAAGGUGCGAGGCUCUCGGGGUGGAGACGGUGCCUGUUGGGGCCGACUGCCGUACGGGGAGGCGGCGUCGAAUGUCUUUUGAAGAAUCGAAAGAAUAAAGAGGUCCCACCACACACGACUCCGUCGUGUGCAGUUGUCAAACUGU
Messenger RNA from Dermacentor silvarum, 2280 nucleotides. RefSeq lists its product as uncharacterized. The transcript is spliced from 3 exons. Lineage: Eukaryota; Metazoa; Arthropoda; Arachnida; Ixodida; Ixodidae. Bases 569 to 2233 code for a protein of 554 amino acids. The record is from RefSeq and is a predicted model, not a curated record.